GAACCGCUUGGAGCCAUGAGGGUGAUACUGCUGGCUGUGGUUUACAUUCCGUUCACCGUGGCCGUGGAACGAAUCCCCCUCAUUAGAUUCAAAUCUAUCAAGAAACAGCUGAAGGAAAAGGGAGAAUUAGAGGAAUUUUGGAGGAAUCACCACCCUGACGUUUUUGCCAGGAGGUACCUGCAUUGCUUCCCUGCAGAUAUUGCUUUAUCAGCAGGAACCACUUCAGAAAGGCUGUAUGAUUACAUGAAUGCACAGUACUACGGAGUUGUGAGCGUCGGCACGCCGCCCCAGAGGUUCACCGUCGUCUUCGACACCGGCUCCUCCAAUUUUUGGGUCCCUUCCGCUUAUUGCAUCAGCGAAGCAUGCAGGGUGCACCAGAAAUUUAAGUCCUUUCUGUCGGAUUCGUAUGAGCACGGAGGGGAAGCCUUCUCCUUGCAGUACGGCACGGGACAGCUUCUGGGCAUUGCUGGCAAAGACACGCUGCAGAUAAGUAACAUCUCCAUCAAGGGACAGGACUUUGGCGAGUCGGUGUUUGAGCCAGGAAUAACCUUUGCCCUUGCCCACUUUGAUGGCGUGCUGGGCUUGGGCUACCCCUCCUUAGCAGUGGGCAAUGCUCUGCCCGUGUUUGACAGCAUCAUGAACCAGCAGCUGGUAGAGGAGCCGGUCUUCUCUUUCUAUCUGAAAAGAGGAGAUGACACCGAGAAUGGUGGUGAGUUGAUUCUGGGGGGGAUAGACGAUUCUCUCUACAAAGGUUCAAUCCACUGGGUCCCGGUCACCGAGAAAAGCUACUGGCAAAUACACCUGAACAAUAUAAAGAUCCAGGGUCGGGUGGCAUUUUGCUCCCAUGGCUGCGAAGCCAUCGUUGACUCGGGCACUUCUCUUAUCACCGGCCCCUCUUCACAAAUCAGGCGAUUACAGGAGUAUAUUGGGGCAAGUCCGUCGCAUACCGGAGAGUUUCUCGUAGACUGCAGAAGACUCUCCAGCUUGCCUCACCUGAGCUUCACCAUCGGACACCACGAGUACAAGCUGACAGCAGAGCAAUACAUCGUAAAGGAGUCUAUUGAAGACCAAACCUUCUGCAUGAGCGGCUUUCAGUCUCUCGAUAUCACCACUCACACCGGCCCGCUCUGGAUUUUAGGAGAUGUCUUUAUGUCUGCUUUUUACUGCAUUUUUGACCGUGGGAAUGACAGAGUGGGAUUUGCAAAAGCUGUUCAUAGGAAGGAUUACUACUGAGUUGUAAUAGCAUUUAUUCUGCCUUAACCCAAAUGUUAAUGUAAUGAUCUUCAACGCAUAUGUGAAGACAGGCUUUAACUGAAACUCUGGACCUAAAUGCAGUCGUGUUGUCCCCCUCCAGGUUGUAAGGGCUUUGGGGUGAUCCUUGUCCCAAAUUAUAUAGUUUGGUUCAAUCUCUGUAUGUUUACAACUGAGAAACAAUUUUUUCCUGAACAACUGAUGGACGCCACAGCUCUCAGGAUGAAGUGAAAACAGCUCAGCACUCAGAUUUGCAAAAAAGCAGGAAGGAUAAAAAUGCUGAACAGUGCCAGGCUGACAAGAUAGCACUUACAAGUGGGGGAAACUAAUCCCUGUCUGAUCUGGGUAUCCUUUUUUCUUCUUGUGUGCUAGCUUCCACUUCAUUUCCUACUGAAUUCCUUUUCCUCAUUUUUUUCCACGGUUGGGAUUUGUCGAACCUGGCUUCCUUAGUGCCGUGUAAAUUCUCUUUAUAUGGGCUUGCUCCAACCAGUUUAUAUAAAGAAGAAUUCGACCUAUGCCCGUGUGACCGCUACGCUUUCCACUACUGUCCCUUGCACGCAAUUCCCUGCUCCUUACACCAUCUCUCAAACCUGCUUUCUCCCUUGGGUUCAUUCUCACCUGACACUUUUUUCCUCUUUUGGGUCUUGGUGUUUAAUGUCCAUGUCUUAGGUCAGACACUGCUUUUAGCAUCUGACACCUCUGCCCGUCGGCCGUGCGGGCAGCUGGGAGCAGCGUCUGUUUGCAUUACAAAACCCAGACCGCAACCCCAUGCAAAGGGAGCUGCAAAGGGAUACCGCAGCGUCCUUCCACCUCACGUGAGUUAUGAGACCAACACACCAGCACUAAACAUCUACCGCCGCUUGCUCAGCCGCUUCUUGCCAGCAACGGCAGCAGCUUCAGCGCCGGCAGAGAAAGAGCCACGGGUCGCUGCGCUGAUUUGGCAAAAGAAGAUUCACCUAAAUUAUACUCGUUAGAGUAUUCGGUUUGCUAAAGCUGUCACUGCCCCCCGUACGUGGGAAUAAAACCGAACCAAGCAAAACCUGCUUUGGGCUCA
Aquila chrysaetos chrysaetos is the source of this 2305-nucleotide messenger RNA. RefSeq names its product cathepsin E-A-like. Gene Ontology annotation, biological process: proteolysis. The transcript has 9 exons. Bases 16 to 1233 code for a protein of 405 amino acids. The record is from RefSeq and is a predicted model, not a curated record. Lineage: Eukaryota; Metazoa; Chordata; Aves; Accipitriformes; Accipitridae. Gene Ontology annotation, molecular function: aspartic-type endopeptidase activity.